AUGGUCUUCGCGUCGCUGUGUGGGAUUGAGCUAUAUCCCCUCCUCCUCACCUCCUCCGCCCCGGUCAAACCCUAAAACCGUGGCCAGGGACGGAAACAUGAGCGGGAGGAUGUGACUAUUCAACAGAUCAUCAGAUUAACGGACAGUUUUAUCGCCGUUGAGAACACAGGUGUGUGUGUGUGACAUCAUUGUUGAGUCCAGAGAGACCAGAGAGCCUGCGGAUAAGAAGCUACUGACACAGGGGUUACUGCUGGAGGAGACACACCAAUGAACACACUUUACAGAGGUACACACAGCUUUUACAGCUAUGGAGGAUUAAGGUUCAUUCAUCAUGUCUGGUCUUUCUGAAGUCCUUAUCUACAUGGUUUGAGUGAUGGACUUGUCUAACUGUACAGAGGGGUUCUUCUCCCUGGGCGAUGGGGGUGAAGAGGUUUCUAUAACCCCCCCAAGUAAGAUCCUCCUCACCCUCACCCUGUCCCUGCUCGCUGUCAUGACAACAGCCAUCAACUCCCUGGUGAUCACAGCCAUCAUCGUAACCAGGAAGUUGCAUCACCCGGCCAACUACCUGAUCUGCUCUUUGGCGGUGACAGACCUGCUGGUGGCCAUCUUGGUCAUGCCAUUCAGCAUCCUCUACAUACAGAGGGAGAGCUGGCAGAUGGGAGAGUCUGUGUGUUACAUGUGGCUGAGUGUUGACAUCACCUGCUGCACCUGUUCCAUCCUCCACCUGGCAGCCAUUGCUCUAGACCGCUACCGGGCCAUCACUGACGCCGUGGAGUAUUCACACAAACGCACUAGCCUCCGAGCCGGGAUCACUGUCGGCGUGGUCUGGUUUCUGUCCGUCCUCAUAUCCCUUCCCCCUCUCCUGUGGAGGAACCAUGGUGGGGAGCCGGAAGAGGACCAGUGUCUGAUAACUCACCACCACAUCGCCUUUACCCUCUACUCCACCCUGGGAGCCUUCUAUAUCCCCCUGCUCCUCAUCCUCAUCCUCUACUAUAAGAUCUACAGAGCAGCUCAGACUCUGUACCUCCGCAGGGGGGCCAGCAGGGGGGCCAGCCAACACUCCUCCAUGGUCAACGGAACCACCCUCCCCUCCUGCCCCCCUAAUGGGGACCCCCAUAGUCCCGACACCCUGAACCCCCAGGAGAAGUCCUACUCAGACCCCACCACAGAGGGAGACCGCGUGCGCAUUACUGUAAAGAGUCCCCAAAGUGAGUCGAGGCAGGAGCGUGAGUGUUCGUUGAGACGGCAGCGUAUCUCGGGGACCAGGGAGCGGCGGGCUGCAUCUACACUAGGGCUGAUACUGGGGGCCUUCGUGGUCUGCUGGCUGCCUUUCUUCCUGAAGGAGGUGAUCAUCAACACAUGUGGCUCCUGCAGCACCUCCAUAGAGCUGGCUGACUUCCUCACCUGGCUGGGGUACCUCAACUCCCUCAUCAACCCUCUCAUCUACACUAUCUUCAAUGAGGACUUUAAGAAGGCCUUCCAGAGACUGGUUAGGUGUAGGCAUCGCCUCUGACACAGACGGAGAGGACACACAUGCACACACACACAAACACGUGCACGGCUUUCAGUUCUGAGUUGUGUUGGGCCCGGGAUGGUAUCUGACUGCCUGAGAUCAGAGACUAUCGACAGAGAGUAAAGACAAGAGACUUAAAAUGUUUUACUGGAGAAAAUGACCUGUAAGACUCUGUCAAGACUAUGAGACACUCCAGCCAGGUCAGUCUAAUGGGACUGGCACAUUGCUGAGCUCUGGAGGUAAGUUAGGAGGACCUCAGAUCCAUAAGAGUCUAUUUAUGGAGAGCCCUGAGAUCAUCAUUUUCUUGUUUGGAUGGGUUAUUGACGUGGCCGGGAUGGUGUUUAAUGACAUUGAAAGGACAAAAACAGACUGAAACAGAAUAGCUUACCAUGGUGUUUCUGUCUGUUCUAUAACUAUCAACCUCCCCAAGCUAGUCUGCUCUGUAGACAUAUCUGAAAUAAAACAUAUCAAAAGAAUUUCAACUUUUAUUCCCCAAACAAUAUUUGUUGUGAUCAU
This is a messenger RNA of Coregonus clupeaformis (lake whitefish), 2029 nucleotides long. RefSeq names its product 5-hydroxytryptamine (serotonin) receptor 1Fa (gene htr1fa). Bases 374 to 1513 code for a protein of 379 amino acids. Gene Ontology annotation, cellular component: dendrite; plasma membrane. The transcript is spliced from 4 exons. Gene Ontology annotation, biological process: chemical synaptic transmission; G protein-coupled receptor signaling pathway, coupled to cyclic nucleotide second messenger. The record is from RefSeq and is a predicted model, not a curated record. Gene Ontology annotation, molecular function: neurotransmitter receptor activity; G protein-coupled serotonin receptor activity. Lineage: Eukaryota; Metazoa; Chordata; Actinopteri; Salmoniformes; Salmonidae.